AUGGGUCAAAAUACGAUCAACUUUUAUAGGCAGAACGAGGAAUAUGGCAUAUUCAGUAAUUUCUAUGGGGCACCAAUCGAGAUUGAUGGAGAGAUUUGGCCCACAUCAGAACAUUACUUCCAAGCUCAGAAAUUUCCGACACUUCCUGAACUUCAACAAAAGAUACGCAAUCUUUCCACACCAUCAGAAGCUGCCAAAGCCGGUCGACGACGAGAUUAUCCUCUCCGUGAAGAUUGGGAAUCGGUUAAAGAAGAUAUUAUGAUGAGAGCAUUAAUUUCAAAGUUUACACAGCACGAAGACUUAAGAAGGAAACUUUUGGAUACUGGAGAUGCCAAAAUAGUGGAACAUACGGCUAGAGAUCGGUACUGGGGAGAUGGAGGUGGAGAGGGGAAGGGAAGAAAUAGACUUGGCGUAUUACUAAUGAGGGUGAGAGAUGAAUUAAGGAGAGAAGAGAUCGAUGCAGCAGAGACCGUAAGCGAUGAAACUAAGAUCAAUGAGCAGCAAUAA
Molecule: messenger RNA, 507 nt
Organism: Paraglomus brasilianum
Lineage: Eukaryota; Fungi; Glomeromycota; Glomeromycetes; Paraglomerales; Paraglomeraceae
Source: the annotation of a GenBank genome assembly